UGGUGCACAUCUGCGUGUUGGUUUCAUGACAAACGUGUAGGAAUGGAGACAAAAUCAUCUAUUGAUCUACAUCUGGAGUCAGCUGAAGGAGGCCUGAAGGAGCUAGUGCUUCAAUGGUUCAUUGGGACACAGGCACAGAUCAUACUACAAAAUGGAAACUUUCCUGACUGGUUUCAAGGAUUCACAGGAAGAAAGCAUGCAGAGGAUCUCCUGGGAGAUAAAGUUCUGGGAUCUUUUCUCAUCCGCCUCAGUGAUAAAGCCAUUGGCUACAUCCUUUCCUACAAGGGCCUUGACAGGUACCGCCAUUUUGUUAUAACUCAAAAUCAAGAGGAACUUUUUUUCAUAUCAGGUGACUGUCACACUUUUUCCUGCAUCGCUGACCUGAUAGAUCAUUACAAAAUCAGCCCCAUCCAGCCAUUUGGAGAAUACUUGACAUCCAGCUGUUAUGAGUCAAACGCAGGUGAACUGUAUGAUGUGGUGAAUUACAACAACAAAGGGGAAUCAGCAGUAAGUGUCCAGGCUUUGCGGAGUCUGUGGGACCCAAAUGAGAAGUCCGCUGCUGAAAACAAUCAAAAGAUCCAGGAACGUACUGGUGGUGUAUGCACCAUAUUUCAGCCACCUGCACUGCCACCUAAAUCCAGAAAUAAAAAAUUGACUGCAACCGUGUCUGUAGACUCCAUCUCCCUGUCUCAGACUCCUGCUGUUCCAAAAAGGGGUGUUCCACUGGCAUUCUCUCUUAGUGGAUCUUUUUCUGAUAUGAACAGAGCAGAAAGACUCAGGGGGAUUACAAGCUCGAUAACCGGUCAGACUUCACUUUUAAACACCAACGCAAGCUAUCCUGGUGGCCAUGUGGCUCACUCUCAGCAGACGCCUGUGGGUAGCAGAAGCAAAUCUGUGCCAAUGCUAAACAGAAAUAAACCGGAUCAGCAAGAGGAGCCCUAUUCAAACCAGUUUGACAGUCAAUCAUUCACAGUCUCAGCAUCUCAAUCCCACGCCACUGCCAAGAGGGUAACAUGUCACACAUAUUCACUUCAUGACCCCACAGUGUCUUUGAGACAGAGGGAUGAUCUUGAAUUGCUUAGUGCCAACCCACUGUACUAUACCUCUGAAAGACCUGAAUGGAGUUCAGGCUCUCUGAGAGCCACCAUGUAUGCUGAGAUUCAGCAGGAGCCAGCAAUUGUCACCUUCCCUAACGCCAACUAUGAGCAGGUCCCCGGCAAGUCCACUGAAAACCAGGGAAACACUUACGAGUCGUUUGAUGACAUAAAGACCAAGCAGUCCAAAUCUACAUGGGGGAAAAAUAAUAUAAAAUGGAAGAAAUUUCUCCCUGAUAUGAAGAAAUAAACAUGGCAUGAGGGACGUCUGGAGUGAAAAUAUAGUAAUCCCUCGUUUAUCACGGAUAAUUGGUUCCAAAACCACCCCGCGAUAAGUGAAAACCGCGAAGUAGGGUCACUCUCUAAUCUGUACAUUUUGUGUGUGUCAAUAAAUGUAUAUGAAACCAUUUAA
This is a messenger RNA of Syngnathus typhle (broad-nosed pipefish), 1506 nucleotides long. It is a transcript of the gene sh2d7, whose product is annotated as SH2 domain containing 7. The record is from RefSeq and is a predicted model, not a curated record. Gene Ontology annotation, cellular component: cytoplasm. The transcript is spliced from 6 exons. Lineage: Eukaryota; Metazoa; Chordata; Actinopteri; Syngnathiformes; Syngnathidae. The coding region runs from base 43 to 1344 and encodes 433 amino acids.